UUUGUAGAACGGAAAAAUGAAGUCUUCCACAGUGACAGCAACAAGAGCAUUAAUACUGGAGGACACCGUGCUGAAAGAAGUGCAAAGCCUUACCUGAGGGUACCGCUGUAAGCUGCAGCCACGAACAGGCCUGGAAUUCCAGGAUAGACUGCCAGAAUAUCCAUCACAAGGAACAAACCUGGUUAAGGAAAAACCACCUGGCUGAAAAUGGAGACAUCAGCAUUCAGCUGCUGGGUUCUUUUUCUGCUGAUUUAUCCAGUUGUUCCCAUGUGUCUUCCCACAGAGUUCACAUUGUUCGUGGAAAAGCCAGAAUGUGACUAUUGUGUGGCAAUCAACACUACUAUCUGCAUGGGAGUUUGCUUCACAAGGGACAGCAACAUGAGGGAUAUUUUCCGCUCACGCUUUGCUGUUCAGAGAAGCUGCAACUAUGAUAAGGUGGAAUAUCGCACAGUCAUUCUGCCUGGCUGUGCUAUCGACUCCAACCCUGCUUAUACCUACCCAGUAGCUAUCAGCUGCCACUGUGGUGCCUGCAGAACUGACAGGGAUGAAUGCACACUCAGAUUCAACAGAUACGAUGCUAACUGUGCUAAACCAGUCAGGCGCGUUUAUCCUUAUCCUGGUCAAAGCAACUAUGUGAUCCCAUUUUAAUUCUUCUGUUUAUGUAAGAAAAUAAAGGUUUUUACUUCUUAUCUUAUAAUAGACCAUUGACAAUUUGCGCUGUUUCAUUCUAUUUAAUCUGAUUGUUGACUAAUAAAGUUAUAGUUUGACAUCUUAGUUAACAGUCAAUUCCACAUAUUUUUCUUAGCAUCAUUUCCAUACUUUCUUCCAGACUUUUAUUAUUUACUGUUAAAUAGAUUCUCAGAAUACAAACCAAUUAAAACUUCAUCAUCUAAAUGGCUCUCUGAGUCUGAUGUCAUUGAGUUAAUCACAUUCUGUUUCUUACUGUAGCUAUGUGUUGACUAUAUAACAAACCCGAGGCUGUUUACAUCAGCAAGUCACCUCCUGAUUCUAUAUUUAUCUGUAAAGUCAUUCAGAGAAGUAUGUGAUUGUUGACACAACUCUUAUUUCGAAUGGGGUUAAACAGGCAGAUAUAAAAUCUGAAAAACUUGACACAUUGUUUACAGGCUAUUCUAAACAGCACAUUUAAUAUAUCUGUUUGUUAGCAGUGUCUCACCUUAGAUGGGGUUUAUGCUAGUAGAAUGUCCACAAAGGGAGUUUCAGAGACAGCUGGAGAGUAUAAAUAGCUCAGAAUUUUGAGUUAGACAAUGUUUCAUAAAGUCAUCCUCCAAGGUGACGUGACAUUGGUCUUUCAUAAUCACUGAUUAUAUGAAGCUUUUAAAUAUAUUUUCCUAAAACAUGAAGAUAUUUUAAUGCUUUUGGUUGGUUCUAAAUCUCAGAGAUUCUCACAAAUUUACUUAAAUAUAAAAUAACAAAAGCAUUUAACUGAAAGGCCCCAAAUUAGAUUUCCAGAGUGUUCUUGCUUUGUUAAAAAGAAUUGCCAAGAGCCAAAAUUUAAAGUCUACAUUAACUUUGUUAAAGAAGAAUCAGAACCACAAAUUAAAUCCAGCUUAUAAGAAAAUAUGGGUGAAAAACUGCUGUACAAAGUGUUUACAGUGACACGUCCUAAAAACCUGAUCCUCUGGCUUUGAAGUCAGCUGACAUAAAUAAGCAUUACAUUUAAGUCUUGUGACACAGGAGAGAGAAUAUUUGUGAAGUUACUAGUCUGAUCCAUCUAGAUUUUAGAAUGGGUUCUCUCAAAAAGUAUUUUACAAUGGAGGGAAAGAAAAAAAAAUAAAAAUAGGUAUGGCCAUUUUGAUUUUUAACAUUAGGAUAUCCCUGAGGAAAAGCUUGCAAUUGAUCAGUUUCAGUUUAAUUCCAUUGGGCACUCAUAUUUUACAAAAAAGAUUGCAGGUGGAAAAUUAUUUAUCUGGGUAGAAAAUUAUCUGUACCCGAAAAAAAUAUUUACCAUCAUCAAAGUAAUCAAACCCUUCUCAUCAUUGCUGACCCUAUUUUGGAUGGACAUGGUUUAGCUCCUUCCAGAAAUUCCCUAUCACAUUCAAGUUGUGACUGUCCCUGGGCUUUUCCAACAUGUUAAUAUUACUUCCAGUUACAGACAUAAAGUUAGUAAAAAAAAAAUAAAAUU
Messenger RNA from Gambusia affinis (western mosquitofish), 2143 nucleotides. RefSeq names its product thyroid stimulating hormone subunit beta a (gene tshba). Bases 208 to 648 code for a protein of 146 amino acids. Gene Ontology annotation, biological process: G protein-coupled receptor signaling pathway. Gene Ontology annotation, cellular component: extracellular region; cytoplasm. The record is from RefSeq and is a predicted model, not a curated record. Gene Ontology annotation, molecular function: hormone activity. Lineage: Eukaryota; Metazoa; Chordata; Actinopteri; Cyprinodontiformes; Poeciliidae. The transcript has 4 exons.